Gastrolobium bilobum is the source of this 1596-nucleotide messenger RNA. RefSeq lists its product as uncharacterized. The transcript has 8 exons. The coding region runs from base 50 to 1132 and encodes 360 amino acids. The record is from RefSeq and is a predicted model, not a curated record. Lineage: Eukaryota; Viridiplantae; Streptophyta; Magnoliopsida; Fabales; Fabaceae. Gene Ontology annotation, molecular function: Hsp90 protein binding.
AACCAUUGUAAAGAGGAAAGCUCAGAGCAAAUAGCAAAACAAGGUGAGGAUGGCGCUAUGGAUGGAAAAUGGUUCUGAGCCCUUGACCGAAAAAGAGAAGGCAGACCUUGAAGCCAUUACUGCACUCAAAGAAUCUGCAGCCAUUGAACUUAAGGAAAAGGGUAACCAAUAUGUGAAGAUGGGUAAGAAGCAUUACUCUGAUGCCAUUGAUUGCUACACAAGAGCAAUCAAUCAGAAAGCAUUGAGUGACUCUGAAAACUCUAUUCUUUUUGCAAAUAGAGCUCAUGUGAAUUUGCUGCUAGGAAAUCAUAGACGUGCUCUCACUGAUUCUCUGGAGGCACUCAAGUUGUGCCCCUCUAAUAUAAAGGCAAUUUAUAGAGCUGCCAAAGCAUCUCUUGCACUAAAUUUGUUGGCUGAAGCACAAGACCAUUGCCAAAAGGGUCUUCAGUUGGACCCCAAUAAUGAGGAAUUGAAGAAGCUUGAGAAGCAGGUUGGUAUGAAGAUAUCAGAGAAUGAGAAGCAUGAAGCUGAAGUCUCUAAGGUUGUUGCAGAGACAAAGGAACUUGUGUCUGCAAUAGAACAUAGAGGCUUGAAGAUUGGAAAGGCAAUGUAUCGAGAACUUGCUGGAUUAAGGAAACCUGUGUUAGACAAAAGUAAUAUCCUUCAUUGGCCUGUUCUUCUUCUGUAUGCGGAGGUUAUGUCCAGUGACUUCAUUGAGGAUUUUUGUGAGACUGACAUGUUUUCAGUUCACCUUGAUAUGAUGUUUGCAGAAGACCAGCCGCUCCCAUGGGAUGUUGAAAACAAUUACAAACGCGAAUAUAUUGAAGUAUACUAUGAGGCUGAUUCUGGACAUUGUAUAUUUAAGGAAAAACUUCUUCAUUGUCUAUUAGAGGGAACUGCAGCUUCUCACAGAGAAGGCGUUGGUGAUGAAGAGAAAGAUGCAAUUGAGGGUUUUAAGCCAAACAUGGGCUCCCCUAAAUGGAUCAGAGUAAAUGAAAGGAGAUCACUUCAUGAUGUUCUGAAAGAGCCUAAUUGCAUCAUCCCUGGGAUCCCAGUCUUCUAUGUUGUUUCUAAGCGAUCCAGCUUUUAUAGCAAGUUCAAAGCUGGAAAGUGGGUUCCUCCUAGUAUAUGAAGGCAGCAACAGGCAUGUUUUGCAAUCACUAGAUUCAAGUCCCAACCUGGAUGUCUUGAAGAUUGCUGAUGUAGUCAUCAGCAGAUAGUGUCCAGUUCUUCCAACUUUUUGGACUCAUUUUAAACCGAGAGUUACCUGCUAAUUACAUUUGUUUGAUGAGUCAAGAUUUCAGUCUGUCCUAGUGUCCCAAUGAUAGUCCUAGGACACAGGAACCUCACUUGAAUAUGUCUUAUUAUUUUCUCCUGUAACUUAGUUAACAAAGAUGUAUAAUUUGAUAGCUGUAGUUUAAUAUACUUCUAUCAUUUAUAUAGUUCUAGGUGCAUAAAAGUUUUCAUUCUGCAGAAUGUCCUAUUUUCUUUAUCACUGAGAGUCUGUGACAUACCCUUGCAAGGGAAUAAUUUGCCCAUUCUAGUUUCCAAUUACUUUCUUUGUAGAUCAAUCCCUUGUCUUAAUCAUCAGUAAAA